AUGGCAAUUGAUAAAGAAGUAACUAGCGAGAACAUCUCUGAAGUCACAACUGGUCAAAGAAUUACUUGUUCAAACAGCAACCAUGAAGUUUCUGAGUCCAGCAGUCAUAGUGGAUCUGAUGGCUCAGGCCAAGGAAAUGAUGAUUAUCUUACUGGAACAAUAGUUCAACCAACUGAGGAUGCUCCGAUAUUCAAAAGGUGGAAAGCAGCAAACAGCACAGAAGCAGCCAAGCAAACAUACUCAGAUAAAGAAGAUACUGCAGAAUCCUUUGAGAUAGAAGGAAUACUUCAUGAUUUGCAUCGAGGGGAUUUACUAGUCACUCAGUACUACAGCCGUCUCAAUCACUAUUGGCAGCGGCUUGACUUACAUGAGACCCACGAGCAGAACUAUAGUGCUGAUGCAACAAGUUUCAAAAAGAUUGUGGAAAAGAAACAAAUAUACAAAUUCUUAUUAGGCCUAAAUAAGAAUCUUGAUGAAAUUCGAGGUAGAAUUUUGGGAACUAAACCUCUACCAAACAUCCGAGAGGUAGUUUUAGAGGUCCACCGAGAAGAAAGUCAAAAGAAGGUUAUGUUAGGUACUCAAAACAAUCAACAGAUUACUGAGGGAUCUGCUCUUGUUGUAAGGGAACAAUUUUCCUCAUCCAAUGACAACUGUCAAAGGAGAGGAAGACCCUGGUGCGAUCAUUGCAAAAAACCAGGUCACACCAAGGAUACCUGCUGGAAAAUUCAUGGCAAACCAAAAAAUUGGAAACCUAGGGAAAGUCGUGGCCACCAUGUUUCAGUUGAGGAUAAACCAACAUAUCUAAACCCAAGUCCAUUCAGCAAGGAACAAUUGGAAAUUCUACAAAAAUUGAUCACUCAAUCCACACAAGGUUCAUCAUCUUCCAAUUCCAAUUCUGUCCUAGGAUCUGGAUCUUUGGCCUAA
Messenger RNA from Pistacia vera, 924 nucleotides. RefSeq lists its product as uncharacterized. The coding region runs from base 1 to 924 and encodes 307 amino acids. NCBI's taxonomy places the organism in Eukaryota, Viridiplantae, Streptophyta, Magnoliopsida, Sapindales, Anacardiaceae. The record is from RefSeq and is a predicted model, not a curated record. The transcript has 3 exons.